Molecule: messenger RNA, 4120 nt
Organism: Heterocephalus glaber (naked mole-rat)
Lineage: Eukaryota; Metazoa; Chordata; Mammalia; Rodentia; Bathyergidae
Source: RefSeq, a predicted model, not a curated record
UUGCCAUUGUUCAGACACAGCGAAUAACGUGGACAAAGACUGUGACAACAUGAAAGAUCCUUGCUCCUCCAGUCCUUGCCAAGGAAUUGUCACUUGUGUGAAUGUCCCUGGAGAAAGGAGCUUUCAGUGCCAGUGCCCUCCCGGGUACAGUGGGCUGACGUGUGAAAUUGCCAUUGGCUCCUGUGGUGCGGACUCCUGCCAACAUGGAGGUGUUUGCCACCCCGACCCUGUGCACCGGGCCUGCAUCUGCCCUGUUGGGUAUGGAGGAAGAUUCUGUGAGAUAGAUCACAAUGAGUGUGCCUCUGGCCUUUGCCACAACGGGGCUGUGUGUCAGGAUGGAAUCGAUGGCUAUUUCUGCUUCUGUGUCCCAGGAUAUCAAGGGAGGCACUGUGACUUGGAAGUAGAUGAAUGUGUUUCAGAUCCCUGCAAGAAUGAGGCUACAUGCCUCAAUGAGAUAGGAAGAUACACUUGUACCUGCCCACAAGGUUAUUCUGGUGUCAACUGUGAAUUACAAAUUGAUGAAUGUUGGUCCCAGCCUUGUCUAAAUGAUGCAACUUGUCAGGAUGCUCUGGGGGCUUAUUUCUAUGACUGCGCCCCUGGAUUCCUAGGAGAUCACUGUGAACUCAGCUUUGAUGAGUGUCUCCAUGUGUCUCAGCUGUGUCUCAUGUGUCUCCAUGGAGGGUUGUGUGUGGACGGAGCAAAUAGAUACAGCUGUAACUGCACAGGUAGUGGAUUCACAGGAACACACUGUGAGACCUUGAUGCCUCUCUGUUGGUCAAAAUCUUGUCACAAUAAUGCUACCUGUGAAGACAGUGUUGACAAUUACAUUUGUCACUGUUGGCCUAGAUACACAGGUGCCCAGUGUGAGACAGACAUAAACGAGUGCAGGAGUGAUCCCUGCCAGUCUGGCGGGGAGUGUAUGGAGCUGUCCUCAGAGAAGCAAUAUGGACGCAUUGCCCAGCUGCCUUCUUCAUUCAGCUACCACAGCGCCGCAGGUUAUGUUUGUAUUUGUCGGCCUGGAUUCACAGGAAUCCACUGUGAAGAAGACAUCAAUGAAUGUUUAUCAAAACCCUGCCAAAAUGGUGGCACUUGUGAGAACUUGCCUGGAAAUUAUACUUGUCAUUGCUCAUUUGAUAACAUUUCUAGAACAUUUUAUGGAGGACAAGACUGUUCUGAGAUUCUCUUGGGCUGCACACAUUACCAAUGUCUAAAUAAUGGAAUUUGCAACCCUCACUUCCAAAAUGGCCAACAUGGAUUCAGCUGCCUGUGUCCAUCUGGCUACACUGGGUCACUGUGUGAAACUGUCACCACACUUUCAUUCGAGGGCAGUGGCUUCCUGUGGGUCACAAGUGGCUCGCAUACAACCCAGAGCUCAGAUUGUAGCAUCAGAUUUCAGACUGUUCAGUCCAUGGCGCUUCUACUUUUCUGGGGCAACAGAGACAUGUUUGCAAAACUGGAGUUGCUAAGUGGCUACAUUCACUUAUCAAUUCAAGUCCAUAAUUGGUCAAAGGUACUUCUGUACAUUUCCCACAACACCAGCAAUGGACAGUGGCACUCAGUGGAGGUGAUAUUUGCAGAGGCUGUGACCCUUUCCUUAAUGGACAACUCCUGUAAGGAGAAAUGCAUCACUAGAGCUCCUUCUCCGUUUGAAAGUAAUCAAUCCAUGUGUGCUUUUCAGAACUCUUUUUUGGGUGGUUUACCAGUGGAAAUGACCGGAGAUGGUGUUGCACUACUUAACAUCUAUGAUACAGCAUUUGCACCUUCAUUUGUAGGCUGUCUCCAAGACAUUAAAUUUGAUUCGAAUCAUAUUACCCUGGAGAACAUUUCAUCCAGCUUGUCAUUAAAUAUCAAGGCAGGCUGCAUGCAAAAGGAUUGGUGUGAAAGUCAACCUUGUCAAAAUAGAGGACGCUGCAUCAACUUGUGGCUUGGGUACCUGUGUGACUGCUACAGGCCCGGUGCAGGCCCCAACUGUCUGAAAGAGUAUGUGGCAGGCAGAUUUGGCCAGGACGACUCUGUUGGAUAUGCUGUCUUUAAGGUUGAUGAAAAUCAUGGACAGAACUUCAGCCUCUCCAUGUUUGUGCGAACACGUCGACCAUCAGGCUUCCUUCUAGCUUUGGAAAACAGCACUUAUCACUACCUUCGUGUCUGGCUAGAGCACGGCAGACUAGCAUUGCUGACUCCAGGCUCUCCAAAGUUUCUCGGAAAAUUGGUUCCAAAUGACAGAAAUGUCAACUUAAUAUCUCUGAAAAUCAAGCCAAGUAAAAUUGAACUGUAUCAGGCUUCACAAAUGCUAGGAUUUAUUUCUGCUCCUAUGUGGAAAAUCCAAAAGGGAAAUGUCAUCUACAUUGGUGGCCUGCCCUACAGGCAAGAGACUGAAGUUAAUGGUGGGUCCUUCAAAGGCUGUAUUCAAGAUGUAAGAUUAAACAACCAGAAUCUGGAAUUCUUCCCAAAUUCAACAAACAGUGCAUCCCGCCAUCCAAUUCUUGUCAACGUGGUCCAAGGUUGUCCUGGAGACAACGUUUGCAAGUCCAACCCCUGCCGCAGUGGUGGUGUCUGCUAUACCCUGUGGGACAACUUCUGUGCCUGCUCUGUGAACACAGCUGGGAGAGGCCGUGAGGUUCGCUGGUGUGAACUCAGCCCCUGUCCUCCCACUGCCCACUGCCAACUGGUGCCCCAAGGCUUUGAAUGCGUUGGAAAUGCUGUUUUGAAUGGACAAAGCAGUGAAAUAUUGUUCAGAAGCAAUGGGAAUAUUACCAGAGAGCUCACUAAUAUCAUUGGUUUCAGAACAAAGGAUGCAAAUGUGAGAAUACUGCACACUGAAAAUGAGCCUGCAUUUCUUAAUAUUAGCAUUCAAGAUUCCCGAUUAUUUUUUCAGUUACAGACUGGCAGCAAUUUCUAUAUUCUGCACCUGAGAAAUCGGCAGGCAGUGAACGAUGGCACGUGGCACCAAGUGACUCUUUCCACGACAGAUCCAUUGGCCCAGGCCUCCAGGUGGCAGAUGGGACUGGACAACCAAACAGCUUUUGUGACCAGUGCAGUUGCUACUGGAAGCCUCAACUUUUUGAAAGACAAUACAGACAUUUAUGUGGGUGACCGAACUACUGACAACAAGAAGGGCUUUCAAGACUGUCCAAGUACAAUAGAAAUUGGAGGCAUUUAUCUCUCUUACUUUGAAAAUGUUCAUGGUUUCACAAAUAAACAUCAGAAAGAGCAGUUUCUCAAAAUCUCUACAAAUUCAGUGCAUACAGGCUGUUUGCAGUUAAAUGCCUACUACUCCAACCCCUGUUUGCAUGGAGGAAAUUGUGAAGAUCUCUACAGCUCUUACCGCUGUUCCUUUUCCUUGGGAUGGUCAGGAACACACUGUGAACUCAACAUAGAUGAAUGCUUUUCAAACCCCUGUAUCCAUGGCAACUGCUCUGAUAGAGUUGCAGCCUACCAUUGCAGGUGUGAGCCUGGAUAUGCUGGUGAGCCUGGAUAUGCUGGUGUGAACUGUGAAGUAGAUAUGGGCAAUUGCCACAGUCACCAGUGUGCAAAUGGAGCCACCUGCGUGAGCGACACUAAUGGCUAUUCUUGCCUCUGUUUGGGAAAUUUUACAGGAAAAUUUUGCAGACACAGCAGAUUACCCUCAACCGUCUGUGGGAACAAGAGCGCAAAUCUUACCUGUUGCAAUGGAGGGAACUGCACAGAAUUCCAUGCUGAAUUAAAAUGCAUGUGCCGGCCGGGUUUUACUGGAGAAUGGUGUGAGGAGGACACCAACGAGUGCGCCUCGGAUCCGUGUCUCCACGGAGGCGUGUGCCGUGAUUUACCCAAUGGGUUCCAGUGCCUCUGCGACGUGCCCUUCGCGGGCGAGCGCUGCGAGCUGGAUUUGGCAGGUGGCGUGACCUCGGACAUUUUUGCUGUCCUUGGUUCAGUGAUUUUAGUCUUGCUACUCCUCCUCUCGCUAGCUGUGGUCACUUCUAUUGUCACCUCCCACAAGAGGGCAGCUCAGGGAGCCUACAACCCGAGCCAGCAGGAAAAAGAGGGUGCUCGAGUGGAAAUGUGGAGCAGGAUGCCACCCCCCGCGACGGAGAGGCUGCUCUAGGGGCACUUCUGCCUCUCUGAGAAAGGGAUCAACGCGCAG